Molecule: messenger RNA, 5128 nt
Organism: Drosophila melanogaster (fruit fly)
Lineage: Eukaryota; Metazoa; Arthropoda; Insecta; Diptera; Drosophilidae
Gene: smog
Product: smog
Exons: 14
Coding region: 640-3420 (926 amino acids)
Biological process (GO): G protein-coupled receptor signaling pathway
Cellular component (GO): plasma membrane; membrane
Molecular function (GO): G protein-coupled receptor activity
Source: RefSeq, marked reviewed
GACUGGUGCUGGCCGACCGCUCGGAGAACACAAUUGAGUACAGGACACAAACGCGAACGCACACGCUUCGAUUGUGGGCGCUGCCACCGGAAAUCCAAAGUUGAACCAGUGCCUGACCGAAAAGAAUUACAAAAUAAUUGCUAAAACCGAUGAUUUUCCGGAUUCAAUUCGCCAACCACUCGCCAUUCAGAUGAAACCCCGAAGCGAAAUUCAAUCUAAACCAAAUCAAUACUGAAAAUCAACAAAUGAAAAUAUCAAAAACCCUGUGCAUAAAAACCGCGUAAAGCCAAACUGCAACCAACCAACCAACAAAAUCAACAACAAUUUCUGGAAUUAAUUUCAUUUGCCGCGCGCGUCCAUAAAAAUCUACAUAGAAAGCGUCACAAAAUAAAUACACCAGCCAGCCAGCCAGCGAGGAAAGUGAAUUGGUUAGCCAUGGAGAAGGCGUAAUGGCCAUCUGCUGACCCAGGACCCAUAACUUUAGAUGAGCGCGCCACUGUGCCACAAUUUCGGUUUACACCUGUCGAAGCUGCCACACCCACGAGCAACUUUUUCUACCACCAAACCGGCAACAGCGGCAACAACAACUGGAGGCGCCACCAGCAUAGGAAUAAGCAAAAGAGCAACAACAUCAGUGAUAUGGAACUGUGCAUAGCAACAAAGUCAAAAAUUGAAACCGCUCAGAGUUCAAUGCCGCAAAGCAGCCAAUGCAGCAGCAGCAGCAACUGCCGAAACUAUCAAAAGAAAUGCCACCAAAAUCAAACAAACACUCAAGUACAGAGCACUCAGCGAAGCAAUUGCAGCAGCCACAGCGAUCGAGACCACCUGACAAACCAACAAAAGCAACAGAACCAACGAACAAAUAGUGCAACAGCAGCAAGUGCAGCAGCUGCAACAUUAUCCGAAUCCACUAGGUGCAACAUCAUCAUCAGCAGCAGCAGCAGCAGCAGCAGCAGCACUAAAAGCAGUAAAAACAUCAGGGAGCCGAGCAGCAGCAGCAGCACACAAUUAAACACCCUCUACUCGCUGCUGGUGCUUUUGAUAGUCGGCCUUGCCACAGCCACCGCAUCGCCCAGCCCCAGCCCCAGCCACGCCCCCUUUGGCCGCGAGAGCAGGCGCGAUGCUCUUUUGGCCUACUACAAAAGGGCACACCUGCCGCAGAGCAGCAGCAGCGGCAUUUCCCUGGGGCACAAGUAUCACUUGCUGCACGAUGCCAAUGGCCUUGACUUUGACGAGCUAACGCCCACCGCCAGCAGUGUGUCCGCUCUCAGUCGGGCGGAGCGUUUUCGAUUGCGUAAGCGCAGCGCCACGCCCACAACGCCCGCCACUGCAGCAGGAGUCACUUCACUAGAUGUUGCAACUGCAGCAGCAGCGGCAACAGAUGCAGCAGCAAAGGAUGCGGGCAGCGGGAAGAAGCCGGAGGAGAAGUGCGAGCCAAAAGUACUCGAAACGCUGCCAGAUGAGCCGUUUUACGACUACACCGACAUCGCCGAGGAUGCCGCACGCCAGUUUAUUGAAUUUUUAUCGGGCAAAUUCCCAAAUGCCAACACACCGAUUGCCAUCGAUGAGCCGACACGUGCGGAGGUGAGUCGCCGGGCCAAUGGAAUCGCCAGCUACGCCCUCAACGAGGACGACAAUCUGCUGGCAUUCGCCAUUGCCGCGCCCAGCAUUCACACGGUGGUCGUUAAAUUCAGGGAUAACGUUACGAUACCACCGGAUCAGGUGCACAAUAAGGCAUAUUUGGGUUCCUAUUGGCGGGAGUUGGGUGCGGCCUGGAACAGCACGGACGGCACCCAGGAGUGGGGCGCUCCAUUUCGCGACUGCAACCUGUUGACGCGUCGCUGGCUCUGGCCAUUUCGCAUAUCCUUCAGCGAGCACAGGAUCAAAGUUGUGGCGGCUGCCUUCAUUGCCGCCGACGAGGAUGUGUGCAACGAUGGCCUGGAGGAAGUUUUCGGUCGCCGUCAUGGUUGCGAUCGGAAUACGACCUUCUGCCUGCUCACCGAGAACAAACCCGCCGCCACCCGGGAUGUGUACACCUGUCUGUGCCGGGAAUCCUACUACCUGCCCAAUUCCACGCUCCAGGGAUUCCGUGGCGAUCGAGUGGAACUGUCCGAGGGCUACGACAACUACUCGUGCAUUCCGUGUCCCGGCGGAUGCACUAACUGCGAUAGCAACGGCGUCUGUCUGACCUUUCAGGAGGAGGAGGUGCUCAAUGUGGACGCCUGUCUGCGCCUCCUGGUGGCCAUCGUACUGGGCGCCUGCAUCCUGUGCUGCAUUGUCCUCGGGGUGAUUGUCUUCCGGCAGCGAAAGUGCAAGGCCAUUGCGUCUGGUAUGUGGACUGUGCUGGAGACGAUACUGCUGGGCAUUGUUUUACUUUAUGCAUCUGUUGCCGUCCAUUUCUUUCCCGCAUCCACCGAGCGCUGCCUUCUGGAGCCCUGGCUUCGGGAGCUGGGCUUCAUCACCUGCUACGGCGCCAUCAUACUGAAGUUGUACCGCCACCUGGUGGACUUUCGCACCCGGAAAGCGCAUCGCUGGGUGCUGCGCGACGUGGACCUGCUCAAGUAUCUGGGCACCAUGGUCUUUGCCGUCAUCUGCUACAUGGCCGCCUUUACGGCCUCGUCGUUGGAUCUUCUCGAAAGUGCGCAGCUGGAGAGCCUCAGGGAGGCGGACACGAACACCUGCCAUCCGCUCAAGUGGGAACUGGUCACGCAGACCAGCGAGAUGCUCAUCCUGUGCUUUGGACUGCACCUGUCCAUCGCCAGUCGGAAUGCCAACACCCAGUUCCGGGAACGACAAUUUCUGGUCACCGCACUGACGCUGGAGUUCCUGGUCUCGUCCAGCUUCUACUUUCUGCGCUUUGUCUACCUGCCGGAAAUGAGUCCCAGCGCCAUCUUGCUGGCCCUGUUCAUCCGCUCCCAGCUGACGAAUAGUUUCGCCUUGGGUCUGAUAUUUGUGCCAAAGUUGUGGUACCAGCACAAGCAGGGUACGUCACACGACGCCGGCCAGCGGCUGGGCGGAGGAUAUGCCGGGCUCUGUCUGGGCGAUCCGGACAUUGGUGAGCUGACCAUAUCCGAAAUGAGUCCCGAGGACAUACGCGCCGAACUCAAAAGACUGUAUACCCAAUUGGAGAUAAUGAAGAACAAGACUCUGCGGCAGGACAAUCCGCACAUCAGUAAGCGACGUGGCGGACGCAAGGCGGGUCACCGUCGCUUCUCCCUGCAGGCUCUAAGUGCCAAACACCGCAGCAACAAGCAUCAUCAGGACAUCGAGAUCACCGAGGCGGAACCUUCCAGGACGCCCGAGGAUUCGGUGUGCAGUGCCGAAGGACCCACGGAUACCUAUGCGGAAAUCUCCGGCGUGUCCCACUCAAUGCUCUCUCACUCGAUGGUCUCCCACUCCGUGGUCUCGCAUUCGAAGUAGGGAGUCCUUGCUGGUUCAUGGCGGAUAUUUGAGAAUUGUAUAUAGGUAUUAAACGGUACGAUACACGUUGGUAUGUGUAGAUAAUAUGUGAGAAAUAGUUAUUAUAUAGCGCAACAACACAAACAAUAAAAGAAUUACUUUAAUUUCGCAAAGAAAGAAAAAAAAAACCAGCAGGAAAAUGAUUGAUGCAAAUGGAGAUGCAACAAACACUCACCAAACACAAACAAUAACAAAUAUUACUUUAUUUUUCAAUGAAACGUAAAGUGAGGAACCUUGAAAGCAGCCAAGAAGUUUUAUAAAGUUUUGAUAAAUUUUUAGACGAUUUUACUUUAGUUUACGUUGAUUUCUGUCAGUCUUGAGUUCGAUUGAUUUCGAUUGAUUAGGAUCACUGAUAGAUCAAAGUUGUUCAAACGUUUAGAUCGGUAAAACAGAGCCCACCUGUGUAGGUAACGAUAUAACUGUAAAAACAAGGCCACAUACACUAAGAAAAACAAACCCAUUCCUAAAACACGCGUUUUCGUUUACCUCUAAGUUCCUCGACAGUUAGUUACUAACCAUUUGCUUUCAAGUCAACCUUUCAACACUAUCCACACUAAAGCUAAACAAAUGAUAGAGAUCUUGAGAUCAUUUUCGAUCAGCGAAUAAUCAGUUGUAAAUUUGAGCUUAUAGGCAUUAACAUAAAACUAGCAAUUCCCCCCUCAUUAACUAUCGUACGUCUUACGUCUUGCUAAUCUUACCAACUAAAGUGUAUUUGUAUUAUAUAUUAUACACUUGUAAUUUCCACUCAUUCCCAUACAAAAUCUAAAAAUGGGCUAGACUUUCUGUAAAUACACACAAUGUACGAGGACGAAAGCGCAAAUUGUUACAUUUUCAAAACACACAGUUCCCGAACGAGAGUGAAAACCAUAGGAAAAUGCUUAAUAGAGGCUAAAGUGCAUAUUUUUUUUUUUCAACCCAGCCCAACAAACUCAAAAACUCAAGUAUUAUUCACUACUAGCUGCUGAUUUCCUCCGAAAUUUGUAGAUCCCAAUCAAGAACAUCUUAAAUUCGUUAUUCUCGAAAAAAGAUCGUGUUAGAAUAUUGAAAAAAAAAAAACACAAAGUGAAAACAUUUCAAAUGUACGCAAUAAAUUUUGGAUGAGCUCGUUAUAAAAAACAAGAGAGAAAAAAAAAGAAGGGGGAAAACAAGUCCAUAGAAAACAUAUAGUACAGUUACAUGGGCAUUUAUAAGGGUUAUGAAAAGUAUAUCUAUAUACACUACAACAAAUAUAUAGAAAUUAAAACAUGGCAAAUGGUUAAAUUAGGUAAACUUACAGCAUGCAUGCAACAAAUUGAGCAUUUAAAACAAAAUGAAUGAACAAAACCGAAAAUGAUAAUUAAUUAUAAAAGAAAAAAGAAAAGUAAAACCAACUUUUGGUUGCGUUUGAUCAAAAGUGUGUGUAUAAAAAAAAUAUUUAUGGCAUAUACAUAAAACAUAUAACUAACUUAUAUUAUAUAUAAAUAUAUAUACAUAUAUAUAUGAGUGUAAUCAGCAUUACAAUAAAACAAAAACGAGAGAAAAACUAAAUUAGUGGCUCGGCGCAAAGGAAACUACAAAAAACUAAAACGAUUGGAAAAGUGAAACCGAAUACAUUUUGAAAGUGUGAUAGUGUUCAUAAUAUUCGUUCAUUGUAAUUAAAAUGGAAAACAAAACCUAAAUAAACUGAACU